AUGAAGGAACUUGACCCGGACGAGUCAAACCUUCUAUUCGAUAAUCAGUUGUCAAUCCGGGAUGUGAUAGAACAAGGACCAUUUUCAAAUGUGUAUCGAAUACUACAUGAACCAUCAAAUCGGAAAUUUCUUUUGAGGUCAAUAAAUUUGAAUUUGUUCAAGAAACAUACCGGGCUAGGACCAGAAGAAGUCGACGAGGAAAUCAAAAUAUGUCAGAACCUACAACAUCCCUACAUAUGCCGACUGGAAAAAAUCAUCACCAGUACGAAUUAUAGACAUAUGAUAUUCGAAAAUAUAGAAGGACAUGAUAUAUGUUUCGAGAUAGUACAGAGAGCUAGUAAUGGGUUUGUGUUUUCUGAAUAUGUAGUGAGUCAUUACACAAGGCAACUUCUAGAUGCAUUAGACUAUUGUCACAGUAGGAAAAUUGUUCACAGAGAUGUCCGACCGCACAAUUUGGUUCUAGCAACCAAAGAUACAUCAGCACCCCUGAAACUAUGUGGGUUUGGUGUAGCUAAAGAUUUGUCUGACAUAGGUGGUUCCAUGGUUUGUGGUCGCGUCGGUGUGCCGCAAUUCAUGGCUCCAGAAAUAGUGAGAAAGGAUCGAGUGUCGUGCUCGUCAGAUAUCUGGUCUUCCGGUGUCGUCCAAUUUCUUUUACUCGCUGGACGAUUACCUUUCACCGGGUCCACUUCCGAUAUAUAUGAAAGGAUUAUGCACUCAGAUGUGGAUGUUGACGGUUAUAUGCCCAAUAUCUCAGAAAGUGCCCGAAAUCUUGUACGACGAAUGCUCUCCGCUGACCCCUCAAAACGAAUCGGUGCGAAAGAAGCACUAAACCAUGAAUGGAUUAGAGAUAAGGAACAUAUGGCCAGCAGGAAACAUAUGAAUGAUGUCAUUGACCAUAUGAGGAGAUACAAUGAAUCCAGAAAGCUAAAAAGCAAUGUGUUGUCGGCUGUCAAUAGUGGCAGGUUUGACGAGACGACUCCCCGGCUCGGCUCACCACAGACCGCAUUCGUUGACGGAUCAUCGCCAGGUGGAGACUGCUGUCAGCGAGGAGAGUCGACUUCCACCGAUGCAGCCGAACCACCUGUCGAUAAGGAUUUGUCAGGAGCGUAUAAGGUUCUUGGAAGUCUGGACGCAAUAAACAGUCUUCUCGACCCAGGAUCAUAUAAACCAGGAAGCACAACAUUUCAAAAGAUUCAUGACGACGGAAGUGUUCGAAAUUUAUUGAGAUUUCUAUUAUUCCACUCUUACAACACCACCAUCGCCAUCCAUCCGAUCUUCCUGGUGUUGAGAUAUAGUUGUGAUCCCUGUAUGGAUUCGACGCUGUUCCACAACUCAUUACUGGCGAUCCUCAUCGGCUCAUUCCUGAUUUUCUUCGUGUGCGUUCUUGUGAUCGGUGCACUCAGCGAUCGUGGCCUCUGCUGUCACGACUCGUCGUUCGUUUCACAUGUCGUCGGAGGACACCACCACGCCGCCACCAAUGGAACACACUUCGUCGGAAGACAGCACCACGACGGCACCGUUUCAGACGCCGUGCCAAUCGUCGUCGUCAUGCCUCGAUGUGACUGUGGCGGUGGGGACAAGUGUGUCAUUCCUGAAAGCGAACCACCUAGUAUCCAGCCCGACGAGUCUAGUAGUGGAUAUUACGAAGAGCAGUUCAACACUGGUGAAUAUUUCUUGUAUGACAAGAUCAACGCGUUGCCGUGCGAGCCAGUGGUUACGGAGGUCGACACGUCAACUCUUCGAAAAGAGGCUGUUCUACAAAUCGACGGACUCCUCGGUCCCAGUCCAGAAGCACUGGAGCUCAGACAAUUGCUCAACUCACCACAUUUAGCGAGUUGCGUGCAAGCUUUAGACGUGGUUGUCUGUGAAAUCCGUGAUUCGAAAAAUGAGGCUGGCGGAUCCGGUGACAAAGAUCCCAACUGCGUCUCGAGUGAUCCUGCGCCGGCAUACUUAAACGGGGGCGUGUUGCCGUUAGGCUCCCAGAGGGCCGGAACAUCCUACGAGCACUUCAAUCAUUCCGCUGUCCACACGUCAUACGACGAGGAAGAAGAAGAAUUGUACGACUGUAUGUCUCGGUUAAGACUUGUUCAGUUUCAAAAAGACACCCAGGAGCCAAUGGGCAUCACUCUGAAAGUGAAUGAAGAUGGAAGGUGUUUUGUGGCAAGAAUUAUGCACGGAGGCAUGAUUCACAGGCAAGCUACAUUACAUGUUGGAGAUGAAAUUCGAGAAAUCAACGGGAUGAGUGUUGCUAACAGAAAUGUGGAAUCUUUACAAGAAAUGCUUCGAGACGCUCGAGGGCAAGUCACAUUCAAGAUCAUACCAUCGUACCGUUCAGCACCACCGGCUUGUGAAAUAUUUGUUCGUGCGCAGUUCGACUACGAACCAAUACAAGAUGACUUGAUUCCAUGCCCACAAGCAGGAAUUCCGUUUAAGACUGGAGAUAUUCUACAGGUUAUUUCCAAAGACGAUCACAAUUGGUGGCAGGCCCGAUUUGUGUCUUCUUUCCCGUCAAUUGGAAAUUCUUCUAAUGCCCAACGAAGCAACCAACAACAAGUUGCCGGCCUGAUCCCAUCACCAGAACUACAAGAGUGGAGAACGGCUUGUUUGGCAAUGGAGAGAUCCAAGAACUCUUGUAAUACACAUUGCAUGUGGUUCAACAAGAAGAAGAAGUACUACACAACAAAGUAUCUUCAAAAACACUCAGCACUGUUCGACCAGCUAGAUCUUGUGACAUAUGAGGAGGUGAUGAGGCUGUCACAGUACCGUAGAAAGACUUUGGUUUUACUCGGAGCACAUGGAGUUGGUAGACGACAUAUCAAGAAUACGCUGAUUCAUAGACACCCGAAUAGAUUUGCUUAUCCAAUUCCACACACAACUAGGCCACCUCGAAAAGAUGAAGUCGACGGAAAACAUUACUACUUUGUGACAAAUGAACAAAUGAUGGCGGAUAUUCAGAAUAAUGAGUAUUUGGAGUACGGUACUCACGAAGAGAGUAUGUAUGGAACAAAAUUGGAAACCAUCAGGAACAUCCAUAAAAGUGGUAAAAUUGCAAUUUUGGACGUGGAGCCCCAAGCGUUGAAGGUUUUACGGACAGCUGAAUACUCACCAUUCGUGGUGUUCAUUGCGGCACCAAACUUGCAAGGCAUGCAGGAUCCUGACGGUUCCUUGGAAAAACUACUGAACGAGUCAGAUGUCUUGCGGCAAGCCUUCGGUCACCUCUUUGAUUUUAUAAUCACAAAUAGCGACAUUGAUGAUACAAUCUCUCAGUUAGAACGACUAGUGGAAAAACUUCCCGCGUACCCGCAAUGGCUUCCUGUCACUUGGGUCUAUUGA
This is a messenger RNA of Caenorhabditis remanei, 3333 nucleotides long. RefSeq lists its product as uncharacterized. The record is from RefSeq and is a predicted model, not a curated record. Lineage: Eukaryota; Metazoa; Nematoda; Chromadorea; Rhabditida; Rhabditidae. The coding region runs from base 1 to 3333 and encodes 1110 amino acids. Gene Ontology annotation, biological process: protein phosphorylation; regulation of neurotransmitter secretion. Gene Ontology annotation, molecular function: signaling receptor binding; protein tyrosine kinase activity; ATP binding. Gene Ontology annotation, cellular component: cell-cell junction; plasma membrane. The transcript is spliced from 25 exons.